UUUGGGUCUAAAUAUUAUGGCUUUGAACCAUUACUUUCAAUUCACAUCCCUCCAGUAACUGUUCCAUUAAAUUCCCCAGAAUGAAAAUCAUCAACAGCAUUCUCCUCAUAUGUGGCCUCGCAUUCUUCGUGAUCUUUAUGUCUCUGUUGGAACCCCAGAACUUGCUGGGCACUGAAUAUGACGUUCGAGUCAUCAACGGCUUCACAAACAACUCGUCCCUGCCGCUGGUCAUCUGGUGUUCAUCGAAAGAGAAUGAUCUCGGUGGACGUGCGCUACAGGAGAAGGAUGACUUCAGUUGGAGGCUGAGGACCAACUUCUGGGGCACGAGUAACCAUUUCGUUUGCACGAUGAAAUGGGACAAAAAGCGGAAGCGCUUCGACGCCUUCAAGAUUCCGAGAGACGUUCAACGGUGUGGUCCUUUCCGGAAGUGCUCAUGGCUGGUGAGGGAGGAUGGGUUUUAUUUCAGCAACGAUGAAGUAAACUGGAAAAAGGACUUUUCAUGGUAGUAAUAAAAUUUUGAAAUGGCAAUUAAGGUACGUUUAUAAUGGUUUAUUUGAGGCUGCACUAGGGUGGCAUUAGUAAUUUUGGUAUAAUAACAAAUAGCAUGGACAAGAAUAAUUUGAAUGGUACGGUCUUGCUUCUGUAGUAAGCUUUUGUUCUUGGAAUCGUUGUGUUGGAAAAUUUUGUUAGAAC
Molecule: messenger RNA, 693 nt
Organism: Rosa rugosa (rugosa rose)
Lineage: Eukaryota; Viridiplantae; Streptophyta; Magnoliopsida; Rosales; Rosaceae
Product: S-protein homolog 21-like
Exons: 1
Coding region: 81-506 (141 amino acids)
Source: RefSeq, a predicted model, not a curated record